AUGAUGAGCUCCAAAGAGGAGGAAACUCUGAGAUUUAUCCAGUAUGUUGAAGAUAGUGGACUAAGAGCCUACAGCGGGCUGGUCUCUCAGAACCUGGAUGUUGAAGAUAGUGGACUAAGAGCCUACAGCGGGCUGGUCUCUCAGAACCUGGAUGUUGAAGAUAGUGGACUAAGAGCCUACAGCGGGCUGGUCUCUCAGAACCUGGAUGUUGAAGAUAGUGGACUAAGAGCCUACAGCGGGCUGGUCUCUCAGAACCUGGAUGUUGAAGAUAGUGGACUAAGAGCCUACAGCGGGCUGGUCUCUCAGAACCUGGAUGUUGAAGAUAGUGGACUAAGAGCCUACAGCGGGCUGGUCUCUCAGAACCUGGAUGUUGAAGAUAGUGGACUAGGAGCCUACAGCGGGCUGGUUUCUCAGAACCUGGAUGUUGAAGAUAAUGGACUAGGAGUCUACAGCGGGCUGGUUUCUCAGAACCUGGACCACGGCAGGAAUGAGAGGAAUAGGAUUUACCUACAGGAGAAAAAGGACAAGAAGAGAAAACAGGAAGAAGCCAUAAAAAGGUAGGAGGCUUAAAAUGCAUUCCUACACCUACAGGACCCCUCCCUAAAACCCGGGCCGCAGACCUUUUGACCUCAGACCUCAGACCUUUCAGGCCUUUUGAGAAAUGAUCCACACAUACAGACUGGUCAUGCUUGUCUAUAGAUGUACGAUGUUGUGUCAUACUCGUGUGAGGACUUCUCACAAUAACGUUACAUGUAACAAAGCAUCAGAGACAGUCAUACACCUUAUAAUACACACCCACACACACCUCAACACACACACACACACACACACACACACACACACACACACCUCAACACACACACACACACACACACACACACCUCAACACACACACACACACCCCCCAAAACCCACCCCCCAAAACACACACCCACACACACACACCCACACCCACACACCCACACUGCAUGCUUGUCCAGUUAUACGUAGAUCCACUAAAACAUUGCAUGCCUGUGAAGUCACAUGUUUAAGUUGUUGCCAUCGUGGCCGUGGACCUCUUACAAGCCUCCAGGACAGACAAUGAAACUGGCCCAAACAUUCCCUUAAGGCACCCAGUCCAAUCUUUCAAGGAGGCCUUCGGAUUUCCCUUCAUUCUGAUUGGAAGCGAUGGCUUGCUGCAUUGGUCAAACUGUUGAGUUGUCAUACAUACUGCAGAGAGGAAAGAGUGUGUGUAAUGUAUGUGUUUCUUGUGUGUGUGUGUGUGUGUGUGUGUGUGUGUGUGUGCGUGCGCAUGGGUUGUGUGUGUGUGUGUGUGUAACAUAUCCUCAGUCCCUCCUGUGAAGAGUUCAUAGUGUAUGUGUGUGUGUGUGUGUGUGUGUGUGUCUCUCUCUUUGGCUAUGGCAUAUUGCCAUAUUUUGGGAUGCCUGUGGGUCGGGCAGGCCUCUCUACGGAGUAGAGUUAAUUUGUCACUUCCUGACUUAUUUGGGACUUGUCCUUGGCUAGAGGUUGUCCCUGCCUGCUCCACUUCUGCUAUGGAGAGUAA
Coregonus sp. 'balchen' is the source of this 1543-nucleotide messenger RNA. Lineage: Eukaryota; Metazoa; Chordata; Actinopteri; Salmoniformes; Salmonidae. The record is from the annotation of a GenBank genome assembly.